AUGUCUAGCGCCUCGACAUCGUCAACCUUCAAGAGUUCAUUGCCACAGACUGAAUGGAGGUGGAUACGACAGAUUCUCAUCGAAGCAGUUUUGCUGAGCUCAGCCAUCAAACUGCAUCUUCUACCGAGCCCGGUAUGGAUGAUAUGGGUGGCGAGCUCUCCUUCCCGGCAUGCAUCACAGAGUCUCCCCCGUCCUCUUCCAAGUCGGCCUGUCCUCAGUCGCAUGAUUCUCAAAGUCGCCAGCGAUCAAUUGAUUGAUGAAUCUUCACCUCCGUUGUCGCGUGCGUUAGCUGGGGCCAUGGCUCGGCCACAUCUUGAUACAGUGCUGCUACGAAGGUCCCAGAGAUUGCUAUAUCAGGUACCACACUGGCAAAUGAACCAGUCUCUCCUACCUCUUCGUACGAAGCCUGGUCCUUGGGGCAUCCGACCAUCUCAUUGCGACAAGUUUUACUUCAGCGAGACCUCUUCAUCACUUAUUGGCACUGAUGACUAUACAAAGUCCCCAUUCGCGUCAGUUUUUCCCACGAGUUACAUCAAUUCCUUUGCCUUCCAGUUCUUACAGUCGCCGUUUUCGGACAAUGAAGUCAGAAAUGCCGCUGUUCGAGUUGCGAAGUCUAGUCAAUCAGUUGUCCUGCUUCAAGGUAGUGCUGUAGAGUCUGCAUCAGUCUCUCAUUGCGAUGUCCAUUCCUUCAGCAAAAUAUCUUCGUCCCGUGGUGUUGGCAGCAUUGAUCCCGAUGUUGCGAGUAAUAUCCCACAUAUUGUCAUCUCAGGGGACACAUCACCAUCUAGGGAGUCCACAGGUCAAGUUGCGGAGUCCAGUGAAUUGACGGUCCUGCCGCAAAGCAGUACCCUUGCGUGUACAGAUGAUUGGUCCAGGGACGAGAAAGAGUUCCAAGAAUGUCUUCCAUGUGGCAUAAGCCACUAUGCCAGGAAGUCCUACAUAGAUGAAUUGGCCAUAGCAAAAUUCACAGUACCUGCUAUGCAAACCGAAUUCAGUACAUGUAUCUCGCCCCAAACUGGAGAGGAAAAGGUUCUGCCUGAAGGUUGGACAAAGCAUACACAUUCAGACGGGAAGCCAUAUUUCUAUCACGAUAACGAUAAAGUAAUUACUGAGGAGUGGUUGUACGACAGAGCCAUUGCCGAAAAGCUAUCUAGAUACAUCAGCAUACUCAACGACGCCAUUUCGAAAAGGGCCGAAUCGUUUGGUCGCAUUAAAUCCUGGCAUCUAUAUGUAGAAAUCGUGGAAUACGAAGAGCCUUCGUGGGAAGGUGAUAACUGCUGUCGUUGCAGAUACUACUUUGUCAACCACGAUGAGGAAUGUAUCUUCUGGCUCUCCGAGUUCCGACUAGAUGAUCAUCUAUGGGAGCUCAGGGGAGAUAUGAGCCCUGAUUUCAUUCGCAAAUUCCUAGAAUAUUGGAGCCAUCAAUAUUUCUUUAGCGACAUUCACCGACUUACGAAAGUGCAGUGGAAUGCAGUCAAAGACUAUGACUUACUCGCAAAAGCAGAUGUAAACAUGUCUGACACUUCAACUGUGACUUGGAGCAUCGAUAAACUGAAGAACAUGAGCAAAAACAUUAUCAUAGCAGAAACGUCGUACAUGAUGGCUUUGUUACAUAACCAAAUUCUCAACUAUUAUGAUCAACGGAAUGUACGAACCAAUCGAAAUGAAUCUACUUCUGGAUCCGAUCAUAACAAGGAGCUCACACAAAUAAUAUCUUUUUUCGAACCGCAGCUCACCGUUUCAUUCAAGAUAGCAAACAUCUUACUGUUCUAUGCGCCGAUUAAACACUAUACUCUUCUGAAUAAGGUCUGGGACGAUAGAAUGCUAAUGGAUCAACGGACUGUUCUCGUAGAACAGACUAUAAGCAAGCUGAACUUGUCCAACGGACUGGCCACGGUUCUUUUAGCUGUGAACGUGGCUUUUCUGGCCAUACCUUCGGUCGAUAAUAUGGGUGCCAACCAACAAUUUUCUGUGACAAAGAUUCUCGUCUGCUUCUCCGUUGUCCUUAGCCUGGGCAGCAUUAUCAUCGGUCUCUUCUUCAUACACCAGUAUACCACCCUGAAGCAAGUUGAUUCUUCUGUUGUGAUCUCUUUCCUGGAGCGGCACUGGCAGAUGAAACUUGGGUUUGAAAGGUUGGCGAUCAUAUCUAGUGUCCCUGAUGCGCUUCUGAUGUGGGGACCAAACGUGAAAUUCAGGAUAACUUCUUUCUUGGUCUCCUUCUUAUCCAUGUGCUUUGAGGCUCCAAACGCACCAUCGCUCAAAGCUUUCGUGAUCCUCGCGUACGUUUUGAUUACUGCGCUUGGUUUGUGGUGCACUUUUUUCUUCUGGGAGGGCAGCGACCAAUGGAUAGAUCGAUUCUUCAAGUUAAUGUUCCAGAGAGAUCUCUUUUCAGACAGAAAGAAUUCCUUACGUUUCAUAUCGUCUUUUAGUGAAAAACUACGCCGAUUUCCUCUGGAACUGGAACUGGCGGAUGGUCUCGCAGGGGAGAAACAGCAUUUUGCCCACGGCCACCAGCGGAGAAUGGUAGAUCAAAAAGCUUUGGAAUCUCUGUUCAGUAUCACAGAUUUGUAA
Messenger RNA from Desarmillaria tabescens, 2571 nucleotides. RefSeq lists its product as uncharacterized. Gene Ontology annotation, molecular function: protein binding. The transcript is spliced from 12 exons. Lineage: Eukaryota; Fungi; Basidiomycota; Agaricomycetes; Agaricales; Physalacriaceae. The coding region runs from base 1 to 2571 and encodes 856 amino acids. The record is from RefSeq and is a predicted model, not a curated record.